CGCAGCACUGACCUCAUGAACACUGAGACCCCAAAGCUGGGUGAUGGGAGAUGCUGCAAGAUUCUAAUUCAGCCUAUUCAAUGAGCCCUUUUUCAUCUCAGAAAAGAUAAAGUUGCUGCUUGCUCAACAAGUCUGAACGACAUUGGAUGGAUUUCACAGCAUAUAUGUAUUUUUUUCUUAUAGUGGCUUCUGCUGCGGAAACUCUUUAAGAACUUCUUCUAACUUUUAAUAUUACAUUACAAAGAAAGGACAGGCACAAAGGAGCAAAGCAUACCAACUUUGUAAAAACAAUAUCUGAAACUUAGUUGAGCUUGCAAGAACCUUUGUGUGAAACUAUUUAAGUCAUGCAUCACUGAUGACAGCCCACACAAUAAUUCUAGAAAUGAGACUCAGAAUGUGGCUUACAGUAUUAACAUUUUACUUGCAUUAAUUACUGAUGAAACUUCUUGAGAACUGAAUAUCCAAGUUACAAUUUCAUUUACUGGGCUUUGCAAAUUCUAAGUGUUGUAAACCAUUCCCAACACAGAACAUAAAGCUGAAUUUAUGCCUAACAAUUUAUUUGCUUUUCAGUAAGAUCCCUCUGGAAAAUAAAUACAUGUAUUAAAUUUUCUUUUUUUCAAAGACACAGCCAACUGUUGUUACAAAAGGACGUGUAACAAAUCUUGCUGUUUUUAGAGGGCUGUAUUUUUUCUGCCUGUAGUCCUGGGACAUUAAGUUUUGGAUCAUGGCAUUUUAUGCUCUUUCAGGUUUCUCCUUGGCUAGCCUGCUCAGUUUUGGUUACUUGUCCUGGGACUGGAUGAAGCCCGGCCUUGUUGGAGAUAGCCCUGGGGAGGUUUCAGACAAAGCACAGUUUGGGAACUUCAGACCACCACAUAUAAUUUUCAUUCUGACAGAUGACCAGGGAUAUCAUGAUGUAGGGUACCAUGGAUCGGACAUUCAAACCCCAACACUGGACAGAUUAGCUGCUGAGGGGGUCAAACUAGAAAAUUACUACGUACAGCCUAUCUGCACACCAUCCAGGAGCCAGCUUCUUACAGGCAGAUAUCAAAUCCACACUGGACUUCAACACUCCAUUAUCCGUCCCAGGCAACCAAACUGCCUACCUCUAGACCAGGUGACAUUGCCUCAAAAGCUGCAGGAAGCUGGAUAUGCCACACACAUGGUAGGAAAGUGGCACUUGGGUUUCUAUAAAAAGGAAUGCCUACCCACACGUCGUGGGUUUGACUCCUUUCUUGGGUCACUGACUGGAAAUGUAGACUAUUACACUUAUGACAACUGUGAUGGCCCUGGGGUCUGUGGCUUCGACUUGCAUGAGGGGGAGAAUGUUGCAUGGGAUAAAAGUGGGAAGUAUUCAACUCUGCUGUAUACCCAGAGGGUCAAUAAGAUCCUGGCAUCUCACAAUCCCAAAGAUCCAAUCUUUCUUUAUAUCGCUUUCCAGGCAGUUCAUACACCACUUCAAUCUCCCAAGGAGUACAUUUACCCCUAUCGCUCCAUGAAAAAUGUGGCAAGGAGAAAAUAUGCAGCAAUGGUAACAUGCAUGGAUGAGGCAGUUAAAAACAUUACCUGGGCCCUCAAAAAGUAUGGUUAUUAUGAAAACAGUGUGAUAAUCUUCUCUUCUGAUAAUGGAGGACAACCUUUUUCAGGAGGCAGCAACUGGCCUUUAAGAGGUCGCAAAGGAACAUAUUGGGAAGGUGGGAUUCGAGCCAUUGGAUUUGUUCAUAGCCCCUUAAUCAAACGCAAGCGUAAGAUCAGUAAAGCACUUAUUCAUAUCACAGACUGGUAUCCUACAUUAGCAUAUUUAUCAGGGGCUAAUGUCACUCAAGCAGAUCGCCUGGAUGGAUAUAACGUGUGGCAUACAAUCAGUGAGGGUAAAUUAUCACCACGGAAAGAGAUUCUGCAUAGUAUUGAUCCUCUCUACAACCAUGCUCCUUUUGGUUCCUUGGCAAAGGGCUUUAACAUCUGGAACACUGCUGUCCAAGCAUCUAUUCGAGUGGGAGAUUGGAAACUUCUAACAGGAGACCCAGGCUACAGUGACUGGAUUCCACCGCAGACCCAAAUAAAUUUUCCAGGCAGCUGGUGGAACUUGGAAAGAUUGAGUAACACCAUGAAGAAGUCAGUUUGGCUCUUCAACAUCACAGCUGAUCCUUUUGAGCGCUAUGAUAUGUCUGACAAGCGACCUGAUGUUGUGAAGAAGCUCCUCCUGAGAUUAGUGAACUAUAACAAGACUGCCAUUCCUGUGAGAUUCCCUGCCGAGGACCCUCGAGCCAACCCAGAGUUAAAUGGAGGUGCCUGGGGGCCAUGGCUGACAGAUGAGGAGGACUGGGGUGCUGAGACUGAAUUUGACAAAACAAAGACAAAAAAGAAGAAGUGCAAGAUUUGCAAACUAAGAUCCUUUUUUAGGAAACUGAACACAAGGAUAAUGUCAAACAGAAUUUAGAAUUUAAAACUCUGUUAAGCACUAAAAAACAUUGUGCAGUUUACAUAAAUGCUGACAAAAUGUUUGGACAGAAACACAACAGGCUGAGUCCUGUUAGAAAUCAUGACCUGGCUUUACAAGCUAUCUUUAGAAUGGACACAUUGAAGUCUGGUCUGUUGUAAAGUCAUACAUUUGGGGCUGUAAAAGGCUCAGAUUUGCUAUGUACAGGUUGUUUAAUUAAUAUAUUUUUUUACUUGUGGUAUCAUUCUGAUGAAUUAGUAUAAGACUGAAAUAUAAAAAAGUGAACAUUUUUCUACCUUAAUGUUUGUCUUUGACUACUGAACUUUUGACUCUUCUGCUGUGAUGAUCAGCAAUCCUGAGAGAUGAUCAUGGCAUUUCCAUGUAGGUCUGCAAAUGUGCUGAGAACUUUUGCCUGGAUCGUACAAAGAUGUUUACAACUAUAGUGCUCCUUGAUUAAUCAUAAUGCUGAUACAAUGCCUUUAUUUGAUCCCACACCACAGAAAAAAUAAACAGUAUGUUACUGAAUGUGUUACAGUGGUAAUACUUUAUGACCCAAGGUCUUUUUGUUUGAGGAUGCAUCUUGCCUUGUUUAUAUGUUGCAGAGUCUGGUGAUAAACAAUUCUCAUGUCUGAAAGAAAUACUAGAAUUUUCCAGCAGAUUAAAGCUUUAGGGCUGUAAUGAUCUGAAAUUAAGCAAAAACAUUAAUUGGCAAGUAUACCAGGAAAUGCUCUCACUGGCAUCACAUUCCUUUGUCCUACAGGACAUUGUGCAGGUAUCUAAUCUAAUACCGUGUGAUGACAUUACUCCAUUCUGUGUGAUAGAUGGGUACUGUCCCCAACAUCGUAUUAUGGCAUUCCCCUUCCAGAAGUACUGGAUGGUCAGUAGUUGUCAUGAUUCACCUACCAAUUACACUAACAUAUGAUGGCAAUUCCCUGUCCUUUAGGUGUUUAUUACCUGAGACAGUCCAUAAUCAUGGAAUGACCUUCCCCAGUCUAUAAGAGUGACAAGAUUGGGACUGUCCACUUCACUGUCAUAUGAUGACAUUCCCUUGGACCCCUGGAGUGUGCAGGCUGGGACUGUCUACUCUGAUGUCAUAUAAUGACUUUCCUCAUCCCACUGGAGUGUGUUGACUGCGACUGCCCACUCUGCUCUCAUAUAAUGACAUUCCCCUGUCCCAUACAAAUGUGUAAACAUGAACUAGUGACUUCACUUUCAUAUAAUGACAUUCCCCUGUCCCAUACAAAUGUGUAAACAUGAACUAGUGACUUCACUUUCAUAUAAUGACAUUCCCCUGUCCCAUACAAAUGUGUAAACAUGAACUAGUGACUUCACUUUCAUAUAAUGACAUUCCCCUGGCCCAUAGGAAUGUGUGGGUUGGGACUACACACUCUAUUAUCAUAUAAUGGCAUUCUCCUGCUCCAGAGGUGUGUGGGUUGGGACUGACUACUUCACUGUCAUAUAAUGACAUUCCCCUGUCCCAUACAAAUGUGUAAACAUGUACUGGUGGCUUCACUGUCAUAUAAUGACAUUCCUCUGCCCCAUAGGAGUGUGUGGGCUGGGUCUACACACUCCAUUGUCAUAUAAUGACAUUCCACUGCCCCAUAUGUGUGUGUGGUUUGGGACUGCUUACAUCUUUGUCAUAUGAUGACAUUCCCCUGUCCCAUAGGUGUGUAGGCUGAGACUGCCCACUUCAUUGUCAUAUAAUGACUUUCCCCUGCCCCAUAGGUGUGUGAGCUGGGGCUGCCCACUUCAUUGUCAUAUAAUGACUUUCCCCUGCCCCAUAGGUGUGUGGGCUGAGACUGCCCACUUCAUUGUCAUAUAAUGACUUUCCCCUGCCCCAUAGGUGUGUGGGCUGAGACUGCCCAAUUCAUUGUCAUAUAAUGACUUUCCCCUGCCCCAUAGGUGUGUGGGCUGAGACUGCCCACUUCAUUGUCAUAUAAUGACUUUCCCUGCCCCAUAGGUGUGUGGGCUGAGACUGCCCACUUCAUUGUCAUAUAAUGACUUUCCCCUGCCCCAUAGGUGUGUGGGCUGAGACUGCCCACUUCAUUGUCAUAUAAUGACUUUCCCCUGCCCCAUAGGUGUGUGGGCUGAAACUGCCCACUUCAUUGCCAUAUAAUGACAUUCUCCUGCCCCAUAGGUGUGUGGGCUGAGACUGCCCACUUCAUUGUCAUAUAAUGACUUUCCCCUGCCCCAUAGGUGUGUGGGCUGAAACUGCCCACUUCAUUGCCAUAUAAUGACAUUCUCCUGCCCCAUAGGUGUGUGGGCUGAGACUGCCCACUUCAUUGUCAUAUAAUGACAUUCUCCUGCCCCAUAGCAGUAAGUGAGCUGGGACUACACACUCCAUUGUCUUAGGCAUAACCAGGCUAGGAGUUCUGGAUAGUUUGUAUUUGUUAUCAUCUUAGUGCCAUUAGGGCUUGCAGCUAUUACAGUAAGUACUAUACAGCCCAGAAUCACAAAUGUGCAUGUACUUUCCCUCUGCUUGCUUUCUCCCAUUAUCUUUUUCCCUUUUUUUCAAGGGUUAGUCAUAAGGUGACAUCAUCUGAAUUAUGAGGAUGUUGCCAUGACCAUAGCCCAAGUUUGCUUCCCUUCAUUCUGCAGAACUUUAGUUUUGGUGCUGUUAGCCUCUUCUCUGAGUCAAGUAAGAACGUGUCCCCUCUGUUGACCUCUGGUUACCUAGGGUCACUUUCUCCAUUUCCUCUGGUAGUUAUUAUCCCACAAGCAGUCAUUUGAAAGAGCUACUUUCUUUUACAUUCAUUUUUUAACCUCUACUACCGUAAUGUCAAAAAACAAAUGUUAUUAUGUUAUUUUGUUUACAGAUGGCAUAAUCAUUUAUUUUAUGUCUAGGGUUAUAGACACUUGCUACUUUUUUCUGAUAUUGUAGCAGCGAACUGCAUCAGAGUUAUCAUCUGGAACCCACUUCAUUUAUAUAUGAAGAAGAAUAUGACUUUCUUAUGACAUAUCAUGAAAAUAUUCAUACUGUACUCCCAGACUGUGAAACUUUCCGACAGUCACUCUGUAAAGGACUAGAUGAACACCUUGCUUUUUGUUCAGGUGAAAAAAUUGUUACAUUCCCUAUUGAGUAUAAAGAAGAAACUGGCGGUAUAUUUAGGGAAAUUAAUAUCUACACUGAAUCUGCACAUUGUAAUGAACCAGCACGUAAUGAGACCCUGAGGGAAUAGCAACUUGAGUCCCUAGAAUAGCACUCCAGUGUUUAGAGUCAGAACAGCAGGCUCAUAUGAGAAGGCUUAGGAUUUUGAGGACUGGAUAUUUCCCUUUAAUUCUCUGCUACAGACUGAGCAGCUGGACAAAGAGAAGGUUACAAACAGGCAUUGCAUUAUUAUAAUGUAUAAAAAAAAAUGAUAAUUUAACCUGAAGUAGAACAUGUCAUCUUAGUUGCACUAGUUACAAUUUUUGCAGUCUAAGGGAAAAAAUAUUAUUAGUCUACCUAGAUCUACUAUGUUAGCCUGGUACUCUGCGGUUCUAAGACUGGAUUGCUGUUUGAGGACCUGAGUCAACUCACCUUUGUCAACAAACAAGAAUUUUAAAUAUUCAAUGCUGUUUAAUUUUCCAGUGGAAAACAAUUAAGUGCAAUUGGCCCCAUUAUGUAUUUUUUACUGCAAUAUGAGUUUAUAAUAUAUAAGGAAAAAUAUUGUCAUUGUUUUUCCUAACUGACCAUAUUUUUGUAAAGAAGACAAGGCCUUGUGGACAUCUUUGCAUUUGUUUCUCCAAACCUUCAUUUGAAUGUUAUUUCAUCUUAGCACUGACUGAAUGCUGGUAGUUAAAAAAAUGUGCUGGCAUUAGACAGAAGAGCACCUAUAUCAGUGUUUGCAACAUUCUAUCCUCAGACACUGACCAAAUGUGUUCAAGCACUAGCUGUUCUUCAGACUUACCAGAUAAGAAGAAGCCUGCACCCCCCCCCCCCCCCACACACACACACACACACAUACACAGACUUGGGCAACUUACAGAUGAGAGCAUAAAGCAACAUGAAUUGUCUUUUACAGGUAAAUUGACAUAUUUCAGUGAAUAUUCUCUUCAUACUCCGCUAGCAUGCAACAGCAUCUAUGGGAAGUAGAAGAAGAUUGUAUGUUAUCUGCAGGAAAGUUCCCACUUUGUGCUUCAGCAACUUAAGAAUACCAGUAAGACAAGCUGCUGGAGUGUAAAAUAUCCUGUAUAUUGUAGGCCCAUCAGUUUCUACGGCUCAUGAUUUGGCAGUAGGCGUCAGUGAUAUCUGAGAAGGUAUGUUAAUUAGAUUAAGGAGCAAAAUGCUGCGUACCCUUUUGUUUCAUGGCCCUAACAUUCAAACUGGGUUCUGCUGUAUGAGUAUAUUAUAGAAAAAAUGGGGUUGAAAAAGUAAAACAAAUGCUGAAAUUAUUUUCAUUAAUUAUACAGUGAGGUUAAAAAAUCCUGUAGCCUUGUCAAAAUCUGUCACAAGAUCAUGGUAAAUUUGCAGCAACCCACAGCUGCUGAAUUAUAUUAAUACAAAGUAGUUCCAUGAGCUGGGAACACGUCUGUGCUGCUGGCAUUGUAUUGUAAGUACAUUUUAUUGCUACUGAAUGACAACAAGGCUGAACAUGAAUGCUAAGCUGUUCUUUGUGACAAUUAAAAUGUGAAAUGACUGUAGUCUGUAAUUCAGAGAAUAAAAACUUAAAACAAA
This is a messenger RNA of Protopterus annectens (West African lungfish), 7094 nucleotides long. It is a transcript of the gene ARSI, whose product is annotated as arylsulfatase family member I. NCBI's taxonomy places the organism in Eukaryota, Metazoa, Chordata, Ceratodontiformes, Protopteridae. The coding region runs from base 725 to 2437 and encodes 570 amino acids. The record is from RefSeq and is a predicted model, not a curated record. The transcript has 2 exons.